AUGGCGGACAAGGGCGCCGAAUGGAAGCUCGUCAAUCUGCUGUGCCGGGACACCCGCGCGCUGAGCGUGGUCCUAGAGUUCCUGCGCCUCUCGGAAACGCCCGUGGACGACAUCGCCACGGCCCUCGCCUUCCUCUCGGCCGCGUUUCGUCAGCGAGCCGCCCGAGCCAAGGCACGUGCGGGCAUGCGCUGUGUGCCGGUCAAGAUCUUCUCGACGAAGCUCACGACGAAGCAGAUCGACGAUGAGGAGAUCGCGCGGCAGCUCACCCUCAUGCACUUUGAGCUCUACCAAGCCAUCCAGCCCAGCGAAUUCCUCAACAAGUCCUGGCUCGAUCCUCACCUCCGCUUCAAGGCGCCCAAUGUGAUUGCGAUGAUGAAGGCCUACGAGGAGGUGUCGCUGUGGGUGGCCACCGAGAUCCUCACCCAGGACAAGGCCCGCCGACGAGUCAAGCUCAUCAAAAAGUUCAUCGACAUCGCCAAGCAUUUGAGGCAGCUCAACAACUUCCACAGCUUGUUCGCGGUGCUGGCGGGCCUCAACCUGCCGCCGGUCCAGUCCCUCAACCGCGCCUUUUCCGAAAUCCCCCUCCAGACCCAAAGCGUCUUCUCGGAUCUGGUCAAGCUCAUACCCCCGCGCGAAGGCGAGGCUCUGGCCUACAAGGAGAGCCUCCAGAAGUCUGUGGAUGAAGGCCAUCUCCCUCUCCUUCCCUAUCUUGACGUGGUGUUGCGAGACAUCCUGCUCAUCGAGGACGGCAUUCCAUCGCGCACCAAGGUCCACAACCUCAUCAACUUCGAAAAGCGCGCCCGUCUCUUCUCCGUCAUCCAGAAGAACGACCCGUUUGAACAUGACGAUGCCAUGCUAGUGCUGAGCGAUUGCAUCAAAGACAGCAUCUCCUCCGUGAGGGAGUGGACCCACUCCAUAUUCGCGGCCAAGCUGUCGAACAAGGCCGAUGUGAAGAAGGCCAAGCGCGACAAGCUGCUGCCGUACCGGUCUCGGCUGUGCAGCUACCUGCAGACCCACGAGGACGCCAUCACGCGGCUGUUCCAGGAGCGGAUGGGCGGCGAACAGCGCGAGGAGGAGCGGGACUACGUGCAGAUCGCACACUACCGGCUGAUCGACGCCAUGGACGAGCGGCGGCGGGAGAUCGGAGCCGACCCGGUGCUGGCGCAGAGCUUCGAGAAGGUGUGGGAGCGGGUGGAGCGGCGCACCAACCGCCUGCACAAGCUCGACGCCAGCGGCAUGUCCUCGUCGGGCUCGUUCCUGGCCGAGUCCUACGGCUCCGGCGACUACCUGCGCACGCGACCGGCCGGCACCAGCACCACAACCGGCUCGUCGCUCGUCAUGAGCACCUCCACGGAGAUCACCGACGACGACGACACGGGCGCCGACACCGACGACGACUCGUUCGCCAUCACCGAUGACUCGUGCCUCAGCGAGAAGAGCAGCUGCAGCGCCACCAAGAAGGGCGGUAGCAAGGCCAACGGCGGCCUCUCCCCGACCAGGCGCUCCUCCGCCGCACAGGGCCUGCCCCUCGCCUCCCCGCGCGGCCGCAGCAAGAGCAUGGGCGACGCCAGCUUCGGCGGCGGCGGCGCGGCGGGCUCCCCCUCGCGCACGGCCAUCUCGCGGGGCGACGCCGACCUGGGCGGGGGAGGCCCCAAGCUCGUGUUCAAGUGCUGGCGCAACAACAAGCGCAAGAUCUUCACGGUGCCGGCCAAGGGCAUCACCUACGUCAAGUUCGUGCUCUUCCUCUACAAGAAGCUCGACAUCGAGAGCCACCAGCCGCUCCGCCUGUGCCACCGCACCGUCAAGUCCUCCGGCGGCGAUACCAAGCUGGCCAUCACCGACGAGGCCUCCUUCAAGGCCUUCCUCGCCGACCACGGCACCGCCAAGGACGCCACCACCACCUACUCGCUCUGGGUCGAGUGA
Molecule: messenger RNA, 1923 nt
Organism: Acanthamoeba castellanii str. Neff
Lineage: Eukaryota; Discosea; Longamoebia; Acanthamoebidae
Product: RasGEF domain containing protein
Exons: 10
Coding region: 1-1923 (640 amino acids)
Biological process (GO): positive regulation of GTPase activity; Ras protein signal transduction
Cellular component (GO): plasma membrane
Molecular function (GO): guanyl-nucleotide exchange factor activity
Source: RefSeq, a predicted model, not a curated record